AUGCCAUAUAAGUCGGGUGUCGCCCCCACCAAGCGCGACUUGGUAGUGGUACCGCCACGCGGCGCCGGUGGCUUUUCAUACCGAGUGUGGGAAAUUAAUUCAACCCCGCGGCCUGAUGCCAGCGCGGCUGAAGACGAACCGGAAAUCAGUAGAAAGGUCCAGCAACGUAUUCACACUAUGUUGCAGAACUGGGAACAGAGAACAUCGCAGAUCAUACUGAAAUGGGGCGAAAUGGGGGUUAAAUCUCCAGAGCACUCGCGCCUUGUGUGGCGACAGGCUAUGGAGGAAAAGGAAAUGGUGAAGAUUCAACGGGGACGGGAUAAACUAAAAGCGGAACGGCAAAGGAAACAAAGGUGGAGUCAGAAGUCUGGAUGGUCGGCCACAAAAGCAUGGAAUCGGCAAGGUGGUGCAGUGACGACAGGAGGCACUGAUAAUGGCCGUGAAGGCAAGCGUGUCGUUGGACCACAUGACAGUAUGCGCACACCAGAGGCAGCCCCGCUUGCGAGCACAUCUCUGUACUCCUCUACGAGCCACAGGAAGUCAUCCGAGUGGAGGACCACUUCCGUUAGCCGAGGUACUUCUGUCUCUCUGUAUAGCUCAAUUCCAAAACAAAGUACGCUAUAUACAAACGAUACAGAGGGUACUACGCGAAAUUCUUCGGAUUCUAGUGAUUACAGUUCCGCUUCUGAUUAG
Messenger RNA from Trypanosoma brucei brucei TREU927, 693 nucleotides. RefSeq lists its product as hypothetical. The record is from RefSeq and is a predicted model, not a curated record. The coding region runs from base 1 to 693 and encodes 230 amino acids. Lineage: Eukaryota; Euglenozoa; Kinetoplastea; Trypanosomatida; Trypanosomatidae. The transcript has a single exon.